Molecule: messenger RNA, 4094 nt
Organism: Anastrepha obliqua
Lineage: Eukaryota; Metazoa; Arthropoda; Insecta; Diptera; Tephritidae
Gene: lin
Product: protein lines
Exons: 2
Coding region: 454-3741 (1095 amino acids)
Source: RefSeq, a predicted model, not a curated record
GUUUCAAAGGAUAAUUGGGAAGUUAAUCAUAAAUUAGAGAUCGAAUUACGUUUCGUGGGAACAUAGCAUUACAAGGUUGCAAGCAGAGACGUUAACACUGCGGACAAUUGUGCAACCUAUCGUUCGAAAUAAUACUUAGGCUGUUCUGGUUUCUCUUGCCGUAAUGUCAUUAUUUGUUUAAAUGUUAUGACUUAUAUAAUAAAACAUAUAUGCAUAUUCAAGAAGUGUUAGACACGACAAAAAUAGCUAUAAGAAAAUAUGUAGUAUAUUUAGAUGUAGCUUGCCCUUUAAAUAUAACACACAAAGUGGCAGCACAAAUUUGGUAACUGGUUGAUCGGUUCGUUCUGCCGUCAUAUUGGUUGCACUGCAAGAUGAUCGGAGUUUUCAUCGGAGUAUAUCAAUUUGUAAGAGUAAAGGGAAAGUUCUGAUAACGUGUUGUCGAUCGUUCGCAAAAUGUCUAAUUCAUCAUCUAUUAAAGUAGAUCCGAACGCUGUCAGUAGUAAUACCACACCGACGUCAACAAACAAUAAUCACAAUUGCAAUAGCGGCAGCAAUAACAAUGUCGAGCAGCCACAAACAAAACGGCAAAAAAUUGAAAAAAUUAAAACUAAUAUAAACAAAUCUGCUAAAGUUGUUAAAUCGGCUUCGUCAAGAGGAGUGGCCACAGCAACAGCUUCACCGCCACCCGACAUCAUUGAUACCGCAGGAGUUAGCCUUCUACAAUCAAGUAUCAAUGGCAAAUUAGUGAAUAACAGUAAUCAGCAACAGUUACGUUGCUCUUCGCUUUCGUCUUCCGCUAAUUCAAUAUCGACACCAAGUUCAACAAACAAUUCUCCAACUUCCACUCCUAGUGGCUCACGUGCCACAUCAUUGUCUCAUUUAUUGAAUGACCAGGGAGCAGCUGCGCACAUUCUACCAGGAAUCGAAGGCGUCACAAACAGCACAAGUUCCAGUAAUAAACUUAUAAAGCCCGAAAUAGUAUCGCAAAAUGGUGGUAUUGCAAAAAUUGGGUGCACUGGUACAACAGGCAGCAGCUCCGACGAAGUCGAUCGCAUAACACUGAUUCCAGAUUUGCUAUCCAUUAUGGUAAACACAACCAACACAAAAUUGUUGACAGAACAAACAAUACAUCAAAAGGAAACUCCGACAUUGACAACAGCCCAUUCUCAGGAUAUGCGUGAAUUCGAAACCUCGCUAAACAAGCAAUGCCUUUGCGGUGUAUCCGAACGCACAUUACGAAAACCUUUCCAAUCACAUUAUUCGAUCGACUCGAAUGGACAAAAACGAAUUGCGAAUCUUUCGGAAUGGCCGACGGAAAAACUUUUACAAUUUCUCUCAAAUUUGCAACUACUUUUUGACAUUUAUCUUAAGCAAAAUUCGAAAGGUUUUAUCUGUGCACGCAUUAUGGACGUGUGCGAUGUACUUAUACGCAAUGAUCAUAACCUUAUUGAUGAAAUUAUCGUUUUGGCUGCCUACAGCAAUGAGUAUGUACAAUUUUUAGCUGCAAGGGUAUUGGCCUCAUUUCUGGUGAUCGCAAAACAAGAGCUAAAUGAUAAUUGGCUUAAGAACUUGGUUGAUAAUUUAUUUAAUUUUGAUCGACUCGACGGUACUGCGGUUCAGAAAAUACAUUUUAGUUUGGAGAUAAUCAAAAGAAUAGUUGAGUGGAAAGAUAUUGAUUUGCACCCUCUUGAGGAUGAAAUUGCCGACAUUCAAGGAGGUAGUGGGUCUACUGGGUCUGAUCGAUGUAGAAAUAUAGCAUAUAGCAAUACGAGUGGUAGUGCGGAAAGUGAUGGGUUAAAUCCCGAGAGGUUUUUUCAUUUUCAGCCGCAUCAACCAACAUUAGAAACAAACUACUUCGCAUUACAAUUUCGUGGCACACUUGGUGAUGGAGCUGAUCACGAAGAGGAUGAUGAAGACGAUGAGGAAGAAAUUGAAGAUGAUGAAGAGGAUGAUUUGGAUGACGAUGUGUUGGAAGAAAGUAUGGUUCAGGCGCACGCGCGGAGGAAUCAUCAUCAUCACGUAUCACAAAUAUCGAUGCAGCAUCACCAUCGUCAACAUUUUCCUCACGUAACUACCAUCCAAAGCAAUACGAACUAUCUUCCUACAAUUCCAUAUGAGUCAGUAAUUUCGGCAUCGCAUUACGUAAGUGCUCAUACCCACCCCUAUAAUCAUCAACAAAUGCACCAAAACAGCUUAGGUGAUCACCACUCGCAUACACCGUCAUUUGAUACACUUGCGACACACUUUUCGAACACUUCCAAUACAGCAGAGUUUAAUGUGGACAUCAACGACACGCAACCAAUUACAUCGAACCCCGUUGCCAAUUCGCUUUUAUCGUCAGGUUGUCAUAUAAUAACGCUUACCGAUUCGGAGAGUUUCGAUACCUCACAUCUUAAAGGGGUCACUAUUAAAAUACUCGAAAAUAAAUGGCCUGCUCUGGUGAAGAAUAUGUCGGCCCUUAUCGUAAACCAUAUGCAUAUAGAUCAUGCAGAGCAUUGUAUCCUAAAUUUUCUACAGUUAUGGGAAAAUAUCAUAUCAGUGAAGGCGAAUCUUUCAGUGGUCGAAACUCGCCCUUUCUACGCGCAACUAGAUAAAUUCGAAUUACUUUUACAACAGCAGCAGUUGUCAUGCACCGUCUAUAAGCAGCUACUGUGCUUAUUUAACGAAGCACUUUGUUACGGAUCUACGCUGGCAUUGCAGGAUAUGUUGCCGGUAGAAACGUGCCGUCUAGCUCAAAGAAUUGUACGACAUGUGAAAGAAGCACGCAUUUUAGACUCACUUCCGAGGCGUCAGCCUGAGAACAUGGUUAGUUUCUUGGGCUUCAAGCGCGCAGCGGUUAUAUAUACAGAGGAUGGUCCACAGACGGGGACGUCGGAACGAUGCAUGACACAAAUGCAUACGUCAUCGCCGCAGCCUCGUGGCGGCAAUUGUUCAUCUGCUGCUACAGUCUCUACUCCAACGAAUCAGCAGCUGUCUAACUACGACCAGUCCCUCAACUCUACCGUAAUUAUAUCGAAUGGUCCUAUAGAACCAGAUGCCAAUGUCAUCGAAAUGGAUAAAACGAUUCUACAAAAAAUGGUGCUUCUUGUGCUCAAAUCUGUCGCUGUAACAGUGAAGGAGAUACGCAGCGAUUCCUCCGACUCUUCCAUUGAUUCACAUGACUGUGACGCCUAUCAAGAUAUGGUACUUAUUGAGCGGUCCAUUCGUGAUGUACUGCGGAAAUUGGAGUCAUUUAUAAAACACAAACUAGAAUUUCACCCCGAAUGUCAUUUUAGCAAAAUACUCAUACAUCUUUUUGAUGAUCAGGAUGACCAUUUAAUCGAAGCAAUGGUCUGUACGUUGGACGUAACAGCUGGAAUAUCCUUUCGCAAUAAUGCUUUCCCUGAACUCGUGUCUAUGUUGAAUCCCGUAUACACGUUUUUAGAAUUUCUCAAAAUGAUUUCAAACAGCUCAGACCUAUUGCUUGAUCUACUUGUGAGUAAUGAGACAUGUUUUCUACUUUAUCUCCUGCGCUUUUUAAAAUAUAUAAGAGCUAAUUGGGAUAUGUUCUUACGAAGCUGUCAUGAUUUCGGAAUGGGUACACCAACUCUGGACGAAGCAAUGAGUGUUCUGAUAAGACUGCGCCUGCACAUCUCACGAUUAGUAGCUCGCCAGCUAUAUCCCUACGACAUUUCGCCGGUGCUUCGGCUACUGGAAAGCUGCGAAAGUCUCUAUGAGGGCAACGAUCGCAGCCUAACGUGAAAUGUUCCUUACAGCUUUCUUAAAAAAUCGACAAUAGCUUAAAAUUACACUAUCAGAGAAGUUAUUUAUUUUUUAUUUAAUUUAUUUUCUUAUUGCGGUGACAAAUAUUGUUCUUGUGCUAUCAAAAACCUUUAAUAUAAAUUGAAAAUGAAAUAAAAACUAUCAAACGUAAUAUUAAAUUAAAAGACUUGAAUAUCUAUAGCACAAAGAAAUUUUCUUUUAAACAAUAGUUACAUUUAUUUUAAUUUAAAUGUAUCCUUAAAAUUUAAAUAACUUAAUGUAGAACCAUAAAUUAGUAUAAUUUAAUUUGCCAAUUAGUGACUUACAUAUAUAAUAAAGUUAAGUAACUUUAA